UGGUGAGAUGCAGGCAGGGUUUGUUUGUUCUCAGCUGGGGGACUCGAAGUGAUCAGAUCAAUAUAUACACUUGCAUGUACAUGACGUGUGAAUAUAUACAACAUGUCGAGUCAGGAGAAGUCAGCAGCGAGAGAUGAGAAAUCCCCUGUAGCAUUCUCAUUAUCGUGCCUGUGUUCACAACGAUGGCUACUGGCCUUCGUUGGCUUGUUUGCGGGCAUCAUGAUGAACGCCGCCCGUGUCAACCUCAGCGUCGCCAUCGUGUGCAUGGUCAACGACACCGACACCAAUUCUACGUCGUCGACAUCGGAGCAUGCCGAGUUUAACUGGUCCAAGGGAGAGCAGUCUGGAAUCCUCAGCUCGUACUUCUACGGCUACAUAGUGACACAGAUUCCCGCGGGAAUACUGGCGAGUAGAUAUGGCGGAAAGUACGUCCUGUUUAUCGGGAUGCUGAUUGGCUCGAUCGCCACACUGCUUCUACCAAUCGGCGCCCGGACUUCCAUCUACCUGGUGUAUGUGCUUCGUGUGAUUCUUGGCCUGGCACAGGGAGUAUUUUUUCCAUCCUUUCAAUCCAUGUGGGGCCAAUGGGCGCCACUACUAGAGAAGACAAAACUCACUGCUGUCUGUUACUCAGGACCUCAGUUUGGUAGCAUAGCAACGUUCGCUUUAUCGGGGUUCAUGUGCAUAUAUGGCUUCGAUAAUGGAUGGGGUUCCAUGUUCUAUGUUACAGGUGGUAUAUCGUUGUUAUGGUGCGGGCUGUGGUAUAUAACGGUCGCCAGCACACCGGCUCAGCACCCUCGUAUCACGGAGAGAGAGAGGAACUAUAUCAUCACCAGUAUAGGGAAACAACAACAGACGUUCUCGACCCCAUGGGCCGCCCUGCUGAAGUCACCGGCGCUGUGGGCGUGUCUAACUGCACACGUGUGUUGUAACUGGAUAAUAUACACACUACUGACCAUCAUACCAACAUUCCUUAAAGAGGUGCUGGAUUUCGACAUAGCCGAGAACGGCUUGCUGUCGUCCAUUCCCUACGUGAGCCAGGCAGUGUCCGGAAUGUUGACAGGUCAAGUGGCCGACUACAUCCGGUCAAGGAAAUACCUCAGCACGACGGCCACCCGAAAGAUCUUCCAGUCUAUAUCCUUCGUGGGGGCAGGUGCGUGUCUGAUCGGGACAGGGUUUGUGAACGUGGAGAACCGCUACGUCGCUGUAGUUUUGUUAACGAUAGCCAUGUGGUGUGUUGGGAUGGCAUCUGCUGGCUUCAUUGUCAACACUGUCGACUUCGCUCCAAGAUACGCUGGUAUACUGUUCGGUAUUUGUAACGCUGCUGCGACGGUCCCGGGGAUGGUGUCACCUCUCCUAGCCGGUGCCCUCACCCCAAACAAAACUCAGGAAGAAUGGCGGAACGUGUUCUACGUGUGUGCGGGAUUCUGUGCCCUGGGAACUUUGGUGUUCGCCACCCAGGCCCGGGGGGAACUGCAGCCGUGGGCCGUGGACCAGGUGGAGGUAGACGUGGGGGAAGGGCAGGAGGUCCCCGACGUUUCAGACAGAGCUCUGGAUACCAAGGGCACUUUUGACAAGAAGUCAACUACAGAUACGUCAACUCAUCUGUAACAGUUUUCAGUCUAACAUAACACAACAUACAUCGGUUAAAGGGAACCCCCUUUAACCGUAUCAUGGAUGCGUUGAUACAGAAGAUAUGUUAAACCAGACAAUUCUACAGGGAAUGGUACCGCACGGAAUAACUGUGAUUCCAUGAAUUCAAUGAUGAUUGCAAACUGUGAAAGGAAAAAGCGGCCAUUCACUAAAUACAACGGACAGACCAAUUGUAUGUUUUAAAUGUAGCUGACAGCGAUCUUAGUCUGCAAUCGCUUUGUGGAAGAGGAUGGCGAUUGUAGCCGAAGCCAAAGAUCGCGAUCGUCAACAUUUACAAUAAUUGUAGUGCUGAGAUUGUUCUGUGCAGGUGGACCCGGGAAUUGAAAUCACUACAUGAAACACCAUAACAUUCAUAGAUAGAUGUUACAUUGUUAAGCAGAAAGGCUUCAAGUAUCUCUAAUGAACAUGUAAAGUUAACGUGUUGAUAAUAUGGUGACCAAAUACGAAGAACGUGAAUGCAAAUUAAAAUACUAUCUUUCAAUAUAAGCACGUCUUGGAGAUUCUAAAACACAAAAUAUUCUCUUCAUUAAAAACAUUUUUUACACAUUUCUUACACAAUUGUUUUCUUAUGCAUACAUGUACGCUCCCACAUAGACGUCCAGACUUAGAUGACUCUACUGCUGAAGUGUACAAAUUAUUAUCUGGAAAGGGUUGCAGUCAAUCUCAUUCAAAAAUGUUUCAGCUUUGCAAAAUAUAUCCAAAGACGACAGACAUUUGCUCACAAGUCCAUUGACAUUCCAAGUAUCUAUAAGGAUGUAAAGAACUUGUUGUUGAUCUUGAUCGCUAUCACUGCACUGACUGUCCUCACAGUUGCUUACAUGAACUGGGUCAGCACGCCAAGACAUCGUUGUCGAUUAAAAUAGGUCCCUGUGAGAUAUCUAUCUAUGUCAUGGACUUGUCUUCAGAUGCA
Molecule: messenger RNA, 2560 nt
Organism: Haliotis rufescens (red abalone)
Lineage: Eukaryota; Metazoa; Mollusca; Gastropoda; Lepetellida; Haliotidae
Exons: 11
Coding region: 103-1608 (501 amino acids)
Biological process (GO): transmembrane transport; monoatomic anion transport
Molecular function (GO): transmembrane transporter activity
Source: RefSeq, a predicted model, not a curated record